AUGGCGGCGGGGCGGCUGCCGGCGCUGCUGUUGCUCCUCGCCCUGCUGCUGGCCGGCAUGGCGGGACCCGGCGCUCGGGCGGCGCGGAGCCGCGGCGCCGAGAAGCAAAACAGCCUCCGCCGCGCCGCCAGCGGCCUCUACCAGGGCAUCAGCAGCAUCUUCGGCGAGGACAACGUGCGGGCCCUGCAGAAGUUUUUUUCAAGGUUGACAGAGAGGUUUGUGAAUGGGGUGGAUGUAUUAAUGGACACAUUCUGGAGAAUAUGGACCGAUUUGUUAGAUGUUCUUGGAAUUGACGCCUCCAACUUGACUCAUUAUUUCAGCCCAGCUGCAAUUGCCAACAACCCAACCCGUGCUCUUCUGCUGAUUGGUGCCAUUUUACUUGCCUAUUGGUUUUUAUCUCUCUUCCUUGGAUUCUUCUUCUAUCUCCUGCACAUGCUGUUUGGCCGCUUUUUCUGGAUCGCGAGGGUUGCCCUUUUCACUCUCUCAUGUGUAUACAUCCUCCAGAAGUACGAAGGUGACCCGGAACACGCAGUCCUGCCUCUCUGCUUUGUUGUAGCAGUCUACUUUAUGACAGGGCCAGUUGGAUUUUACUGGAGAAGAAACAGCAACAGCAGCCUCGAGGAGAAGAUGGACCACCUCGACAGUCAGAUCAGACUUCUGAACAUACGUCUUUCCAGGGUGAUUGAAAACCUGGACAGGGGCAGUGACCAAUGAACCAGCUCCUACAGACCACUGUACACCAGCUCUAGAAAAUAAGUUCCUAAGCACUGUCUCAUUGAAAGUUACAAAGCAACAAAACAUCACAUGGUAAAAAGUGUGGAGAGUUAUAACUUUUCAUCAUGUGUAAGACUAAUUUAUCUAGAUUAUACACUCAGCCAUUAUACUUGUAGGAAAGAAAGAAACAAACAAAAAACCAACAAACAUUUAAAGAAUCAGCUGUAUAUUCAGAGAGUUUUAUCCAGUACUAGAAUUUUCUCAGUAGAUAAACGCUUACUUUUACAAGCAUUUAAAAACAUCUUUUCUAAAGUUUUUAUAAAAGCAAAUUGAGUAGUCUUUCAACUAUUGAAACUGAGCUAAACAUAUGCAAAUUUGACACUUAAAAAGGAAAAAAAAAAUCUCAAGCUACCAAACGCUUCCAUGGAGAAGUAACUGCUGUGGGUCCACUUUUUUUUUUUUUUUAUUUCUGAAGUGGUGAAUGUUUUUGUUCUAAUGUUUGCUUAUAUCAUUGCCUUGAAGUUGCCUUUCAUAGAGUAUCAGAUGAGGAAUUUUCUGGUAUCCAGGCCAAAAAAUUCACACCAUGGCUUUUAACAGGAGGUGGGGAAUAAGGGAGAUGGAAGAUUUCAUGCAUUUGAAGUCCUUAAAAGCCAGUCCAGUGUGAGAAAUUGAGAAGUGCACGAGUGGCGUCAUUUCAUUGCAUUUCAUCCUGAGAGCUCUAAUUUGGUGUCUGAAAGGAAAUCUGAUUUAAUGAGUUGACACAGAAGAGAUUGUAGCGUGGCAAAUUGAAACUUGUAUUCAUUCCUCACAGUGAAGCAUUUUCCAAGCGUAACUGCAUAGAAUAAAACAUGAUUUCUGAUCUCAGGACCCAUGUACCUUCUCAAAAAAGGCAGCAGUGAAAACAUUUGCAGAUGUAUUGUUGUUUAAAGCUUUCUCAGGACCAAUAAGCGGCAAUAAAUUCUCUUCAGGAAGAUCUGGAUUUUUUUCUAAAGUUGUAAUAGUUUUAUAGGAGCUUUUUGCUUGAAGUCUGUUCUUGCCAUGUUGGGUUUGGGGGAGUCACCUUAUGAGAAGGGUGGAUUAAACAUUUGUGUUUCAAAGUAAUACAGGAACUUUGAAGCAAUUUUAAUUUAAAGGAUUCUGUGUAUUUGUAACCUUGAGAAUUAACUAGCUGGGUAGAGUACCACUGGCUUUGUACAGUGUGCUGAAAUGCAUUGAAACAGAGGUAAGCUCAGGGAAGGAAGUCCAAGAGGCUUAACUUUGUAACUUGGAGCAUUAAGGCUAUGAACAGGGGGCAGGAGGAGAAGUAUCUGAACCAUAGCAAUGAGCACACCAUGAAUACUGUUGAGAGGUGAAAUGGACCACAGCUGAAUAACUACAUAGUCCAUAAUAUCAAAAUAAACAAGUACAGUAAAAAAUGCACCAAAAUUGGGCCUAUGAUAGGGACUGGCUGAGAAGGCAGGGAAAGAAGUGUAGGUGCUGUGUGUGCUGUGCUUUGCCUGCCAGUGCUGGCUCCAGUGGGACUGGCCUGGAGUGGCUGAGCGCAGCUUGGCUUCUUGUUUUGUUGGGUAGGGCUUCUGUUGGAUGUGACGCCUAACUGAAUGUAACUGUGGGGUGAAUUUAUUUUUCCUCUUUAUGCUGAAGUUUAAUACUCUUCUUAAAGUGUCUGUUACUUGCCUGGCCCCUUUUGGGCUGUCUGUAACAUUUACAUGACGGAUUAUUUUUAAAUCCAUGUUAAUGGCCUUUAUCCUAACUGUGAUCACUUCAGUUCAACACGGUUGAAGUUCAUAUGCACUUGGCACUGUUGUAACCCGCUUUAGUUUUCUGUCUCACCUGUAAAUUCACCUGCACCCUGUUUCCUCGAGAAAUGUACAUUUAGAGUUACAAAGUAACUGCUUUCCAUAACUUGCAAUCUUUCCCUUGAACAGGAAAGUACUGUGGCAACAGAGAGCCUGCUUCAUGGAGCUGGAAAUGUAAAUGACAGUAUACUCCUUUUUACAGCUCAUUUUCCAUAGUAUUACAGAGUCUUCCCUGUAAACGGUUUUCCCUAUGGUUGUGCACAGAGGACUGGGAUAAACCAUCAACCUGGAGACGAGGAAUUGGUUAGCAAAGCUUGUCAGGUCUUCAUAUGUUUGCUGAAUUUGAGGCCUGAGGACCAAAGUCUGCAAACCUCACUUGUGUAAGCGUCUCCAUCAGCUUCUGUGGGACGAUGAGCACGGGUCGGGUUUGCAUAGAUUGUAUUUUGUGUAAUCCGUAUUUAAUGUUGAAGUUAAAAAUAUGGAGUUGUUUCUAUAUGAAGAGUUGUCUAUGAGAAAGGUUUCUUUUACAAUACUAUAUAAAAGUUAAUUUGGAUUAUAGUUUCUUCCUGUCUCGCUCUAAUAAUUUACCUUAGUUUCGUAAAAUCAGCCCUCCUAUAUUAAUACUCUUUAAUUUUGACCACCUUGCUGCUUGAGAAAAUGUAUUUUUGUAUUUACUGGCAUCCCAUGUAUAGCAAAAUGUUAUGUGAAAAGCUUAUAUAUAUGAAAUUGGAUAUUUUUAAUCAGUAUUUUUCCCAGCGCUCAGUUUUCAUGUUAAGUCAAAUUCAGAAGUGAAGAUUUUUUUUUUAAAGCACAAUCUAAUCUUAUAUAUAUAUAUAUACACACGCGCACACACACACACACACACUUUAAAAAUGCCUGUAUUUUUAAACAUGCACUGUAGUGAAAGCGCUUUUGGGACAUGACUGUGGUAUUGUAUUUCAUCUUCUUUAGCUUCUGUAAAUACCUUUUCCCAGUAUUUUCCAUACCAAGCCAUCUUGCUGAUCCAAUGAGGCUUGUGCUCUCUUUUCAGCACGUUCGUUGCGCCACUCUGGUAUUGCAUUGUAGAACUAUCUCAUACGAGUUUGCAGAGGUGUGCAGGUGUCACUGUGUUGCCAACUGAUAAACCAAGACAUAGAAUUUGACAAGCUUGCCCCAGUUGGUGGCAUAAAUGAGAAUAAAACUUGUCUCCCACAGCUCUCAGCAUUUUGCCCUGACUGCUGAAAGAUGGGUGGCACCUUUAACAUCCUGCUUCCCGUGGUGUCCAAGCUGGCAUGAGCUUCCAUGCAUCCUUGCCUGUAAGGGCCGCUCCUCCAGAACAGAUCUGAUUUACUGUCCUUGACAGAACACCCUGUGAGAGCAGCUGGUGUAACAGUUUUUAAGAUGGUCCUCAGACUGUCCAGUGUCAGAAACUCCAGUGAGUUCCGAAGGGUUUUAUACUUUGUACUUCCAAGACCUACCAUUUCAAACUCCUGUUGUAUUUUCGCAUACAUACACAUUUUUGCAAAGCUAACUUGGGCAGCAGUGUCUUUGGGAGCCCACACCUCACCUCUAGAUAACUGAUCUGUUGUAUUUGGAAUGUAAACGCUUUUAACAGUGGUUUUGGGUGUCAGAGUACAACGUAUACAACCUGGUGUAAUUCAGUGCUGUACUUAAUAGUGCGUCCUGCAAAUUGUGAUCUGCUUUUAGAGACUUGUUUGCUCGUUAGUAUGGAAAAUAGACCAGUAUCAGUCUUAGCUCUUCGAUGGUGUAGAAGUUUCUAAGUGUGAUUUGCCUCACGUACUGAUCUGUAUUUGGCAGCUAAUGACGUAAAUGACCAUAAGUUCUCUUUGUCUGGGUUGGAAAAUAAGAGGUUUUGUUGUACCCGCAUGUAUUUUAAACUUUUGGAUAAUUCCAUCGACUUGUGAUGACAGCACAUUUAAAAACUGAUCUUUUCCUUUCUUUGCUGUAGUAGCACUUGUUAUCAGCACUGAUGUUAGUGACUUCACCUCCUGUUUUGUACAUCAGAUUCCAGGAUUAUAGUGUUUAAGUUUGUACACUUGUGUUUAUCUAGAAAAUAAUUUGAUCUGAAGAGAAAAUGUAUGUAACUUUUGCCAUAUGAUCCAUAGGGGAAUCAUAGAUUCUACUGAUAAUACUGUUAAGUAGUUACAAAUGUAUCAAGACUUAUUUUUUACAGAGCUAUACAUGCCUUUAUUUAUGACUUAUCUGACCACCCAAUCACUGUACUAUGUAGUUAAAUAUUUGUAGACCAAUUUCACAAAUCAACUAUGGUAUUGUGACAAAGCUUAAAAUAAAUGUUUACUGAAACUUUGC
Indicator indicator is the source of this 4820-nucleotide messenger RNA. It is a transcript of the gene BRI3BP, whose product is annotated as BRI3 binding protein. Gene Ontology annotation, cellular component: mitochondrion. Bases 1 to 714 code for a protein of 237 amino acids. The transcript has 3 exons. NCBI's taxonomy places the organism in Eukaryota, Metazoa, Chordata, Aves, Piciformes, Indicatoridae. The record is from RefSeq and is a predicted model, not a curated record.